AUGGCCGCGGCUCCCGGAGGGUCUGCGCCGCCCGUCGGUCCCUGCCCGCGCCCGGGUUUCAGUACCGCGGACAGCGGCGUCAGCAUGAGCGGGCUAAACCCAGGUCCUGCUGUGCCCAUGAAGGACCACGACGCCAUCAAGCUCUUCGUGGGGCAGAUCCCGCGGGGCUUGGACGAGCAGGACCUGAAGCCGCUGUUCGAGGAGUUCGGCCGCAUCUACGAGCUGACGGUGCUGAAGGACCGGCUCACCGGCCUCCACAAAGGCUGUGCCUUCCUCACCUACUGCGCCCGGGACUCUGCUCUCAAGGCCCAGAGUGCACUGCACGAGCAGAAGACCCUGCCAGGGAUGAAUCGUCCAAUCCAAGUGAAGCCGGCUGCCAGUGAGGGCCGAGGAGAGGACCGAAAGCUGUUUGUGGGGAUGCUGGGGAAGCAGCAGGGCGAGGAAGACGUCAGACGCCUGUUCCAACCCUUCGGCCAUAUUGAGGAGUGUACCGUCUUGCGAAGCCCAGAUGGCACCAGUAAAGGCUGUGCCUUUGUAAAAUUUGGGAGUCAGGGGGAAGCUCAGGCGGCCAUCCAGAGUCUGCACGGCAGCCGGACCAUGGCGGGCGCCUCAUCCAGCCUCGUGGUCAAGCUGGCGGACACGGACCGGGAGCGCGCGCUGCGUCGGAUGCAGCAGAUGGCGGGUCAGCUGAGCGCCUUCCACCCCGCGCCGCUGCCGCUCGGGGCCUGUGGCGCUUACACCACGGCGAUCCUGCAGCACCAGGCGGCCCUGCUGGCGGCGGCACAGGGCCCGGGUCUAGGCCAGGUGGCCGCAGUGGCCGCACAGAUGCAGCACGUGGCGGCCUUCAGCCUGGUGGCCGCGCCGCUGCUGCCCGCAGCAGCCACCUCCCCUCCGGGCGGCGGCCCCGGAACACUCCCGGGUCUCCCGGCGCCUAUCGGAGUCAAUGGAUUCGGCCCCCUGACCCCGCAGACCAACGGGCAGCCGGUCUCCGACACUCUCUACAAUAAUGGGCUCUCCCCUUACCCAGCCCAGAACCCCGGCGUGGCUGACCCUCUGCAGCAGGCCUACGCUGGGAUGCACCACUACGCAGCAGCCUAUCCAUCGGCCUACACCCCAAUGAACACAGCUUUUUCCCAGCAGCCUUCAGCCCUGCCCCAGCAACAAAAAGAAGGCCCGGAAGGCUGUAACCUCUUCAUCUAUCACCUGCCUCAGGAGUUUGGUGAUGCAGAACUCAUACAGACAUUUCUGCCCUUUGGAGCUGUUGUCUCUGCCAAAGUUUUUGUGGAUCGAGCCACCAACCAGAGCAAGUGUUUCGGAUUUGUUAGCUUUGACAAUCCAACCAGUGCCCAGACAGCUAUUCAGGCCAUGAAUGGCUUUCAAAUUGGCAUGAAGAGGCUCAAGGUCCAGCUAAAGAGGCCCAAGGAUGCCAACAGGCCUUACUGA
Pteronotus mesoamericanus is the source of this 1443-nucleotide messenger RNA. It is a transcript of the gene CELF6, whose product is annotated as CUGBP Elav-like family member 6. Gene Ontology annotation, cellular component: nucleus; cytoplasm; ribonucleoprotein complex. The coding region runs from base 1 to 1443 and encodes 480 amino acids. The record is from RefSeq and is a predicted model, not a curated record. Gene Ontology annotation, molecular function: mRNA binding. Lineage: Eukaryota; Metazoa; Chordata; Mammalia; Chiroptera; Mormoopidae. The transcript has 12 exons. Gene Ontology annotation, biological process: mRNA splice site recognition; regulation of alternative mRNA splicing, via spliceosome.